This is a messenger RNA of Aspergillus calidoustus, 324 nucleotides long. The record is from the annotation of a GenBank genome assembly. Lineage: Eukaryota; Fungi; Ascomycota; Eurotiomycetes; Eurotiales; Aspergillaceae.
AUGUCCCUAGUGGAACACUGGAACCACGACUCAAACCUUAUCAGACGACAAACAGCGCGAGAAGAUCUUCACCGACACUACCGAAGACUAACGAACGACAAUUACUCGAUUGUGUCCGCCGGCCCACAGAACGCUUCACCCAUUCUUCCUUCGGUACCGCAGCUUCUCUCCGUGGCGCAGAGUGUCGAGGAAUUUAACGAGGAUCCGGAAGGGGCACUGCAUCCAGAGACCGAGACAGAGUCCGAGACCGAGUCAGAUACUAGCGAUGCCGACGCUGACGCUGACGCUGACGGGGAGUCUGAGUACGAAUACAAAUUCGAUUAG